Messenger RNA from Amoebophrya sp. A120, 1899 nucleotides. The record is from the annotation of a GenBank genome assembly. Lineage: Eukaryota; Dinophyceae; Syndiniales; Amoebophryaceae.
AAGCAAAUCGAAGUAGGAGCAAUAAGAGUCGAACGCUUUACGUUGUACCUAAGUCCCGCGGCGCAGACGAAGAAAUGUGAGAAAUCAAGUCAGUCGGCUGAGCAAGAACUCAGAGCCAUUAUAUAUAUUUAUCAUUAUAGCGCAAUGAAUGCAAAAGCAAACAUGGACGAAAUUUAUCUUCCUCGUUAUUUUGGCCCAAGCUACGCGGGGGGUGCGGGCAAGUACGUACUUAUUCAAAAAGGCCGGCCCCCCUAUGCGUGUAAGGCUUGGCUCGGGACACCUUGCGGCACGAAAGUCCUCCUAAAAAAAAAAAGGCGCCGCCGCCGUAUUAUCUGAAAGAAAACGAAAACAUGAAAGGCCGGGGCGCUGCGGAGAAGCCGCCGCAGGCACGCCUCUCACCAAGUCGGACGAAGUUUAUCUUUCUCUUUUUUUCGGCCCAAGCUACGGUGGGGGCGCGGGUACAUACCAAACAGAACCGGCCCCGCCCUUACGCGUGUAAGGCUUGGGCCGUGCCACUUUUGUGGCGCGAAUUUUUUGGAGCCGCCACCGCUACCGCCCCGCCUCCAGCUAGUAGGCAAAGGCGAAGGCCCAUUUUUGUCCUCGAAAGCAAACUGCUUUCUGUGCCCAGGGCCGCAAGCACAUAAAUACCUCCGUAGUACGUCAAAAGCCUUAAUAUAGUUUUAGUUCUAUCUGCUUCAUCAAGCAGACUGCUUGGCCCAACAAUUCUUCACAUCUGUGAGACAAAUACUAACGAUGUCUUUUUCAAUCAGUAUCAGAUUUUUCAGCUCAAUUUUUCAGUGGGACAGAAACUCCGAAUUCUGUACACAACAGCAGGCAUUAAUUAUGCGUGAUGUAGUUGUAUCGCAAGAAAGAACUGUUUCACUGUAAACCUGUGAUGCAGAGAACGAAACACCAAAGUGUUUGUCUUGCUACACCUGCAACGCAAUGGCUUUUUAAGCGUGUUUUCCCUUGGGAAACGCGCAUGGCAAAUUAUCUGUGUCAUGUGUAAGAAACUUGUGAUGCAGAUCUUGCAAAACCAUCACAGUGAAGCAGUUUUUUCGUGGGAUAUGUUGAUAUAAUUCGUCGUCCGAGUGCCGUCGCGUGGAAGACAGCCCCGCGCACUUCCUCUAUCAAGGUGAAAAAAGCCCCCACCCCAUAUCGGAAACGGAAGAUUCGCGAAUUUGUGAUGCUGUAUUUGAGUACACAAAUCGACGUGUAUUGCUAGAAGGCCAAGAGACGAAGCUGCGGCCUAAAUUGCAGGUAAUCUGUCAUGCUGUUUCCCACUUCCAGUUGCCUCCUGUCAUCCUGGCGCUGCAAGGCUUUCCCACGUUAGGCAGCACUACAGUCCGGCGCAUCUUUUGCCUUCUAGCAUCACAAAGCUGAUUUGUGGCCACAAAUCUGCAUCACAGAUUUCCGUUUUGAUAUGGGGAGGGGGCAUUUUUAAUUGUAAUAUCCUCGAAUGCUAUGCGAUAGGUAUCAACCUUGAAACACUAUCAUGUCCGCAGCGUCUUGCCAAGGUCUUCGCCUAUGUGGCACAUGUGCCACCAGACGACUCCAGCACCGACGCAGAGCUUUGAACCCCUCGCGGGGCUUCCCGCCCGUGGGCACUACGAAAUUUCGUAUAACGCCGUACCUGGUGGCAGGCACGCAAAAGCAUCUGUCAGAGGGCAUGAUGCGUGAUGUGUGAGACUACAUUCAGCUUGCCGCUGAAGCUGCUUCACAUCUAAAGACCGUGGCGCAAGUAUCGAUCGAAAUGACGCUCGCAGCGAGAACCGCAUUGGUGCAGACAUCAGGAACAAUAAGGAAUUGAUUUUGCCGGAGCUCACACAGACGCCCGCCCCCCUAGGGGACGCGUAGGCUCCUCCAGGCUCCGACGUUCACAUGUUCUUGAGAUGAUCG